GAGAUCUGCCCCGUCUCUCACUCGAAGAUGUGAAGCGCGAAAUCUUACAAGAAGAUUUCCGCCGUCGCGAAUUGGCGGGUCCCGAUGGUGCCGGAGUUGCAAGCAUGGGCCGUGGGCACGGCCGUGGAAGGGGCAGAGGGCAAGGAGGAAGAUUUGGCAGCAGUAACUUCAAUAGAGGCCGUGCUGCAGCAGGAGGUGUGGAAGGCUUUGAGGAGCCAGCUACUGUGGGAAAGGUCACCCUUCACUCUCUGGACUUUUGGGUGAUCGAUAGUGGCGCCACCUACAGCAUGACACCUCCCAACCUGAUUUCCGUUCGGCGUUUGCAAAAGGCCAGCAUGGACACAUCUUCCAAGGGAUCCAAAACCUAUACCGCAAGGCUUGGUGAGCGGAAGCUUUGGGACCUUCAUGAGGACAGGGACAUCUACAAUGAGAUGUGGCAAAUCCCAGUGGUCCCCAUGCCUAAAGAGAGGCAAGUGGCAGCAAGCGUCAGCACCAAGCGUGAAGCGGUUGGUGGAGGUGAUCACGGAAAGCAAAGUGGCACCAAGAGUGACUCGAAGGAGUGCAACCUUGGAGAGACCAGCAAGGCGUGUGAACCCAAGGAGAAUGGUGCAGCAGCCAAAGGUGGUGGAAAUGAGGAGGAAAAGGCUAAGAUCAACAAAGCAGCAGCGGCGAAGGAGAAAGGAGAGAGCUUGUGGGGCACAAUUGCGAGUGCCGCUUUCUCAAACCCGACUUCCGCUACGGGAGAGUGUGAUUGGCUGACCUUGCAUCGGCGAAUGGGGCAUGUGGCAUUGCCCAUUUUGCAGCAGAUAGUUAAGCAAGAGAUGCUUGGAGCUGCUGGAGCAGAGUACUUCCUCACCAUUGUGGACGUCUACACUCGCAUGACUUGGGUGUAUGUACUGCCCAAGAAGAGUGACGUAGCUGAAACGGUGAAGACCGAUUGGUUGCCGAUGGUGGAGCGGCAACAAGACCGACUUGUGAAGGCGAUUCGCACUGACCUGCUCGCGGGAACCGAUCGGAUUUACCGCAAAGCCAUGAGAGCAUUCAAGUCCCUGCAGCAGAAGAGGAAGGAAGGGGGAGAAGGAGGACUCAGCCCCCCAAUAGGUUGAGCUAUGAACGGCUUGGAGGACCAGCCAACUCAACCUUGACCGGUUCGGCUCUCAUGCUAGGCGAUGAUGCGGAAGAUG
Messenger RNA from Closterium sp. NIES-67, 1184 nucleotides. The record is from the annotation of a GenBank genome assembly. NCBI's taxonomy places the organism in Eukaryota, Viridiplantae, Streptophyta, Zygnematophyceae, Desmidiales, Closteriaceae.